AUGAAUGAAAAAAAGGUGACAGAUAUUAUAGAUGAUGUUGGUCACUCAUACUCAGUCGGUAUUACUGAGGAUAGCCUUUGGAUACUAUUAACUGGAUAUCCCAAAAAGGAAUCAACAAUCGGGAAUUCAGCUUUUGAACUUCUUCUUGAAGUUGCCAAAGCAGGAGGGAAAGGGAUCAACACAAUGGAUCUGGCCCAUGUGACUGGUCAAGAUCCUAGAAGUGUGACAGGACGUAUCAAAAAAAUAAACCACUUGUUAACGAGCUCGCAAUUGAUUUACAAAGGGCAUGUUGUGAAACUAUUAAAGCUUAAACGAUAUAGUCAUGACGGGGCCGAUAAUAAUCCCUAUAUUAACAUCAGAGACCAUUUAGCAACAAUCGUUGAAGUAGUAAAACGGUCUAAAAAUGGUAUUCGUCAGAUAAUUGAUUUGAAACGUGAAUUGAAGUUUGAUAAAGAGAAAAGACUCUCUAAAGCCUUUAUUGCAGCGAUUGCAUGGCUGGAUGAAAAAGAAUACUUAAAGAAAGUGCUUGUGGUGUCGCCAAAAAAUCCUGCUGUUAAAAUCAGAUGUGUGAAAUACAUGAAAGACGUUCCAGAUUCUAAAGGCUCACCUACGUUUGAGUAUGAUAGUAAUAGUGCUGAUGAGGAUUCUGUAUUAGACAACAAGGCAAGUUUGGAAGAUGAAGACUCUGUUGAAGGUUUGGAUAAUUUCAAUGCAACUGAUCUAUUGCAAAAUCAAGGCCUUGUCGUUGAAGACAAAGAAAAUGCUGUGAAGAAUAAAGUCCUUCUUAAUCGAUUCUAUCCAUUGCAAAAUCAGACUUACGAUAUUGCAGAUAAGUCCGGUCUCAAAGGAAUUUCAACUAUGGAUGUUGUUAAUCGAGUAACAGGAAAGGAAUUCCAGCGAGCUUUUACAAAAUCAAGCGAGUACUAUUUAGAAAGUCUAGAUAAACAAAAAGACAAUAUAGGCGGGUAUAGACUUUUCCGCAUAUACGAUUUUGAGGGAAAGAAAAAGUUCUUUAGGCUAUUCACAGCUCACAACUUUCAAAAGUUGACAAAUGCAGAAGAUCAAAUAUCUGUUACAGAAGGAUUUGAUGAACCAGGCAAAUCACAUACCGAUUUGAAAACUCUUAACGAGAAAAAUUUCGUGGCUCUCAAUAAUACUGUUAGAUUCACAAAGGACAGUGAUGGCCAUGAUAUAUUUUUCUGGCACGGUGAUUUGAAAAUUCCGCUGAAUUCGAAGAAAACUCCGAACAAUAAAAAGCGGAAGAGGCAGACUAGAAACACUACUGAUAAUUCUGUGACGGUGAACAAUGUCUCAACUCCAAAAAGGAUUAAGCUCGAGCAACAUGUUAGUACUGUGCAGGAGAUAAAAGCUACAGAAGACAGCCCAAUUUCAAACAGAAGUGGCACUGUCAAAGGUAAGGUAGUUAACUUUGGUGGUUUUUCGGCCCGUUCUUUGCGUUCGUUACAAAGGCAGAGAGCAAUCUUGAAUGUUAUGAAUAAAAUCGGUGGUGUAGCAUACUUGAGGGAACAAUUCUAUGAUGUUGUUUCCAAGUUUAUGGGCUCUGCAACAACAUUGGAUAAAAAGACUGUUCGGGGAGAUGUUGACUUGAUGGUAGAAAAUCAAAAAUUAGGAGCAAGAACAGAGCCUGCGUCAGGAAGAAAGAUCAUUUUUUUGCCCAGCAUUGGAGAGGACGUUAUUCAAACAUACAUUUUGAAAGAGAAAGAUAGCAAGAAAGCAACCUAUACCGAUGUUAUACAUGAUACGGAUAUAUACUUUUUUGACCAAACGGAAAGAAAUAGAUUUCAUAGAGGGAAGAAAUCUGUUGAAAGAAUUCGUAAGUUUCAGAACCACCAAAAAAAUGCAAAGACUAAAACUUCAGAACGGGUGAGCUCUAAGAAAAACACAUUAGUCGGUGUAUCAGACGGAAUCAUUAAAAGCAGAGACAAAAAAACAUCUGCGAGUAGAGCGCCGGUGGUUGUUGAAAAUGAUAAAGGAAGUAAGACAAUCUAUCAUGCUGGUACUAAAGAAGGUGUUCAAGCCUUAAUCAGAGCUGUUGUCAUCACUAAAAGUAUCAGAAACGAAAUUGUGUGGAAUGAAAUAACAAAGUUGUUUCCUAAUAACUCUUUAGAUAAUCUAAAAAAGAAGUGGACAGCACGCCGAGUUAGAAUGGGCCAUAGUGGCUGGAGGGCAUAUAUAGAUAAGUGGAAAAAAAUGCUUGUCCUAGCUAUCAAAGCUGAAAGAAUCUCAUUGAAGGAUGUUGAAGAACUAGAUCUCCCUAAAUUGCUCGACAUUUGGACGUCAUUUGAUGAGAAAGAAAUAAAGAAAUCAUUAUAUCUUUAUAAGAACUAUGAGGAGAAUAGGAAAAGACUCACUCUUAUUCGUGACGAUACAUUGGUACAGUCUAACAAUGAUCUGGCUAUGUCUUCAAUGAUUCAAAGAGAGAUUUCUUCACUAAAGAAGACUUACACUAGAAGGGUUUCCAGUUUUACUAAAGACUCAGGGAAGAUUCAAAGCGACGAUUAUAUCCGUACAGUGAUUCGGUCGAUUCUAAUUGAAAACUCUUCGAUUACUCGAAAUGAAAUAGAGGCAUUGAAGAAUGUAGGAAAAGAGUCAAUAGAUAAUGUUAUUAUGGAUAUGGCUAGAGAGAAGCAAGUUUAUCUGCAUGGUGCAAAACUUGAAUGUACUGACACACUACUAGACAUUUUGAAAAGUAAAGGAAACUACAAAGACUUCGAAAUUGCUUUUCAAUAUAGAACUAAGAUUAAUGAGCUAUUGGAGGUUGGAAACGCCAUUGUUAUUAACCAAGAACCAUCCGACAUAUCUUCAUGGGUAUUAGUUGAUUUGGUUUCUUCUGAGUUAUUGAGCAUGAAUAUAAUACCAAUGAUGAGAAACGUUCGGCCAUUGACUUAUACUUCAAGAAGAUUUGAAAUAAGAACCCUAACUCCACCUUUAAUUAUAUAUUCCAAAUUGCAAUCAAAAUUGAACAAGCCAAAACAAUCUGCUGUCCAUAUUCCGCUUGGAAAGCCCUUUUCCCGUUUGUGGGUUGAUGGAUAUGGUUCCAUUAGACCAAAUAUAUGGAAGCAAGUAGUUACUAUGGUCGUCAAUGAAAUACAAUUUCAUCCAGGAAUAACCCUGAGCAGGUUGCAAUUUAAAUGCCGUGAAGUACUUUCGCUCCAAGAAAUUUCUGAAAUAUGCAAGUGGCUCCUAGAAAGACAAGUUUUAAUGAAUAUGGGCUUUAGUGGUUUCUGGGUUAACCAUAACUGGUAUUCUCUGUUUGAGUUUACGUAA
Molecule: messenger RNA, 3288 nt
Organism: Saccharomyces mikatae IFO 1815
Lineage: Eukaryota; Fungi; Ascomycota; Saccharomycetes; Saccharomycetales; Saccharomycetaceae
Gene: TFC3
Product: transcription factor TFIIIC subunit TFC3
Exons: 1
Coding region: 1-3288 (1095 amino acids)
Biological process (GO): 5S class rRNA transcription by RNA polymerase III; transcription initiation at RNA polymerase III promoter
Cellular component (GO): transcription factor TFIIIC complex
Molecular function (GO): DNA binding
Source: RefSeq, a predicted model, not a curated record